Molecule: messenger RNA, 2688 nt
Organism: Clonostachys rhizophaga
Lineage: Eukaryota; Fungi; Ascomycota; Sordariomycetes; Hypocreales; Bionectriaceae
Source: the annotation of a GenBank genome assembly
AUGCAAAAGAGUACAAGCCCAAAGACCAUCCGACGCUCCCAGCCGGCUUCAACAAACUCGGAUGUGUUUUGUUUUGGGAAGGAAUGGAGCGAGGCUCUAGAUACUGCCCAGCCAUUACCAAUCCCGGAAACGAUGGGUUCUCAAUUCGAUGCAGCAUCAGAACAGAGCAGUAGUACGUUUAUGUUUAAUACGGGGCUGGGCAAUUCUCAACCUACCUUCAACUUUGCGAGCUCUUCAGGGUCUUCUUGGACGUAUGCUCAGCCUAAAUCGGAGAGCCCUUCAAAAAGAUUUAUGUAUCAGUCACCAAAGGAAAAAGGGAACAUCUCUGGGGCAAACUCAUGUUAUGAGACAGUCAAGUCCUUCCCCCAGCCCGAAGAUCAUACCAGUAUCCCUGAGCCAGAUGCUGAAAGGAAUACUACUUCUUAUGAUGUCCGCAGCGAGUCAACACCCUCACACCCUUUCUUUAGCGAGUUGUUUCAGUCUCAAAUACAGGAAGGAAGGGCCAUCUCUCAACAAAUAACAGAGUUAUUUGAAGAUUCUAGUUUCUGGUCUGAGCACUCGUCAGUUACAAACCUCGUCGACGAUGCAAGGCGACUUUCCGCUUUCCAUGUCUCUGAUACAAGAACCAUAGCCUUAAUGGGAGAUUCAGGAGAAGGGAAGAGUAGCCUCAUUAACUCACUUCUGCACUGCCCUGGUAUAGCCAAGACCGGUGACAUUGGGUCAGCAUGCACUUCAGUCGUGACCGAGUAUAGGCUUAAGAAACCUGAGAACAUGGCUCCCAUUACACUCGAAGUCGAGUAUAUGUCCAAAUACGAGAUGGAAGAGGUUUUGUCGGAACUCUUGUGGAGUUAUCGCCAGCUUUACUUGCCAAAUGUGCAAUCUAACAAGACGUCUACAAAAGAUUAUGAACGGUACACCAGGGAGUCCGCCCAAGCUUGGUCCGCCUUGGAAGCCGCCUUCAAACACAAAAGCGAGUUCAACGAAAGCUUCCUUCGUGAUAUGUCAGAUGGAGCCAUAGAUAGGAUAGAAUCACAGCUUGUCACAUGGUCUCGGGAGAUAGACUGGCCUGCUGGAGGUGCGAACGGCAUUUGGAGAUCUACCGCAGUCACGCCUAGAGAGUGCUGUGAGAAAACCGCAAUUUUUAUGAGCAAUAGGGUUUAUCUUGAGUCACGAGUUCUCGAGACAGGACUGAUAAUUGCAGACUUACCAGGCUUACAAGAUACGAACUUGGCCAGGGUUCGGGCAACGCAUGACUACCUAAUGAAGUGUAGCAAUAUCUUCGUCGUGGCAAAAAUCUCCCGCGCUAUCACCGACCAGUCUCUCAAGUCAUCGUUAUACUCGGUUCUUCCUCACCGAGCACGGGAGGGAUCGGCAGCGAAGAGCUUGAGCAUUGCCAUUGAAAUUAACGAGCAAUCUGCUAGGCAUGAGUUUGUUGGGACAAAGAAAGGGAUUGAAUGCUCUAUUCUUGAAAAACUUGACAAGGAUAUCGAAAAUGCCAAGGCCAGUGGAAACGCGGAGCUGAAAAAAGCAUUGAAGAAACGUCGAGAGCUUCUGUUCAUAGAAGCACGGAACAAUCACGUCAAGGACGGCCUUCAAGCCGCAUAUUCUUCCAAGGUUCCUGAGAAGAGAUUAGAUGUCUUCUGUGUCUCGAAUAAGAUGUACGAAAAGUACUCGAAGAAAGGGAACAGCGAGUUCAUUGAGGCAAGCGGCAUCCCAGACUUGCGCAAAUUCUGUUUCCAGAUCACAGCCGACGCGCAGCUUCGGGAGGCGAAACACUUCCUCCAAUCCUCUCUUUUCAAUCUGCUUACUUCGUUUGAAGUUUGCCUGACCAGUCUGGCCUCUUCAUCAAAUGACGAUGUGGCUCUAGUGAAGUCGAAAAAGUUAGCCGAUGAUGCUAUCUCUGCAACGGAGAGGCUUUCAAGCGCUGCCGCCACGAAUCUCCAAACAGAUUUUAUGGCCUGUUUCGAUGAUCAAAUAAUGAAGCUCUCAGCUCAAUUCAAUGCAUGGUGUUUACAUGAUGGCAACCAUGAGACCGAUGGACGUGAGCGUGAAGACUGGAAUGCCAAGAUUAUCUGGAAGAUGCGUAGCGAGCUCGAAUACCAGUGGGAGGUGCUUGAACAGGAGAGAUCUGAAGUCUUCAGUACCCUUUUAGGGACAGUAAGCACUCUCUUGGUCUCACUCAAGGGCACUAUUCAAAGCCUUGCUCCAGUUAGAGUCCAAGACUUGCUGGCGGACGGAAUUUAUUCGCGCAUUCGUGGUCUUGAGUAUGCGCUCAGUCUUUCUGAGGAAAAGUUUGGUCGAGAAAUACGACUUAUCCGCCGCUCUGCUUCCGAAACAAACUCUACCUCAAUCAUCCUCAACGAGAUGGUCCCAGCUUAUCGCGUGGCUAGUUAUCAAGGAACCACGGGAAGAGGCGCAGCCCUUCGCCAGAAGGCAGUGAUCAAUAAUCGUAUAACUGACGGUGUAUUAUUCCCAAACUAUGUCAGCGCCGCUGUCGACAAGAUUGUGAACGAUCUAGAAGGCCAUAUCGAAUGCAUCAUGAAAGCCAUCAAAGAGGUUAUUCAUUCUGCCUUUGCAUCCACAGGAAAAUCUAGUAUUCUCCAAUGCCCAAUCCAUCAAACGCUGACGAGGGUUAAAGAUCUACGAAGGCAAGCGGAAGCGAUUCAUUCCAGGGUAGGCGGAAUGUGA